AUGGGUAACGACACAAGUGCUAGAAAAAAGACCGUCUUUCAGCUCGACACACCCUUUUCCGAUGUCUCAUGGCCUGAAGUUUCAUUGGAAGACCAGGACACUAUCUUAGAACUUCUUUGCAAUUUUCUGAGUCCCAUCGGCAAACAUCGAAGGGCACAUGUCAAGGCCUCAAAAGGGAAGAAGGCAUCAAGGAGAGCCGAGAAGGCGAAAGCGGAGCGAGAAGGUGAAGACACGGAGAUGCCAGAUUUAGUGAUCCCCGCUCCACCCGAUGUCACGCACCGCAUUGAUGUUGGCUUCAACUCCAUCACCAGAAGCCUGUCAGCCAUGACAGAAGACCAGCGGUGUGGUAGCGAUGCACAAGCCGACAAGGCAGAUAAGGAAAGGAAACCACUCUCCAUGAUUUUUGUGGCGAGAGGCGACCAGUCUGCCGUCUUCAACUGCCACUUUCCAAAAAUGUGGGUUUCCCAUGCGUUUCCGUGCAUCGCCACUCUCACCUCGGUUCUAUCCGUGUUCGUGCCUAUAAACCUGAUCACAACCCUCGCCACCACAAGCUUCGACAACGACUACCUCAACAGCUGCUUCAAGAUGGCUCCGCCACCUAUGUCCGAUGAGGAGCACGUCACGCCCAUCCGCUCGCGACAGGUCUCUAAUCCCACACGCGCGGUGCCUUGUCCUCUUGGCCUUGCGGACAAGGACUGGUUGGCUCCAGCACCGAAGAAAACGACAAUUGCCCCGUCCCAGACUGCUGAAGCUAUACCAGCUCGUCCUAGCACCAGCAACGGCGUCCCUGCCAUGAAGAAAAAUUCUGGUGUUCAAAGCUCUGCUGUGUCAAACAACGUCACCAACCCAAUCAUCUCGAGCGAUGCAGCUGCCAAUGUCAACGGCUGCCAGGCUACAGAACAGCCUUCCUCCGCUUCGAAUGCUGUGAAAGGAAAAGAUUUCCUACUCAAGCUUCGGCGUGAGCAUGCCGCAAGAGUGGCAAAGUUGACCGCAGGUGAAUCUAAACCUGCUGACGCCACUACGUUGAACGGUGCCUCAUCCACGAACACGAAGACUUCGAGUGUCUGCUUGGACGAUCCUGUAGCCAGCAAGAGCGACGAUGCCAAAUAUGUCGUUUCCAAGGAGUUCGUUCCUUCGAAAGAGCCUGACCAACCUGGACAUGGAGAUGAAUCAGUCAUCCGGAAACAGAACAAAGGGCCUCAUGACCCGAUUCCUCAAGAUGACCGCGCAGGCAGCUCCAAAAUUCUCGCAGGCAACUUGUUGACCACAACCACUUCUUUGGGUUCUGAACCAGAGCGCAAGACUGAUGAGGCUCUCCUGGUAGACCUCUGUGAUGGUGCCAAACCUGCGCUAAGCACCACCGCAGUUGGAGUGUGCAACGAGAGGGUUACGAUGACCGGUAUGAUGCAAGCUCUACAGCCAUCCAAGUUGGCUGUGUCCCGGCCAAAGUCUCCCAGAAUCGAGUCUGACCCUACAGUCAAGAACAACGACUAUCGGAAAGCCAAUGUUCAGCAAGGACCACCGACGAGUCUCACCGCGAUGGACCACAACGCCCAGGGCGAGCACAAGCUCAACAUGAUUGUCGCGACUACUACCGAAGACAAUGAAGGCAGCGACCACGUUCGCAAGCAAGAUUCCGAGGCGCAACCUGCUGUUCCAACUCCGGUGGGCUUCGGGUCAUUCCCACCACCGGGCCCCUUGGCUGAUACUUCAAAUGCUUUCUGCGCUACGCACCUUCAACAGAGUCUAGCUGACAUCACACCGAUUGGAGCCUCCACUGGAUACCUCGUCACCAUAACACAGGUCACCUCUACGCCGCAAGGGGGUAUGUUCAUGGGCACGACCUCUGGCGAGUUGCAUCUGAACACCCCUGUGGUAGCACAGCCAAUUUUGCCUGCGACCAAUGUAGCGCAAAAGGAGAACAUCCGCCCCCAGGACCACGUUCCUGCUGCACCUUCGGAGUAUAGGCAUCGUCGAAUAGCUACAGACAAAGGCCAACAAGGCCUACUUUCUUCUCGCUGGGCCAUUAAUUGA
This is a messenger RNA of Emericellopsis cladophorae, 2034 nucleotides long. RefSeq lists its product as uncharacterized. The transcript is spliced from 6 exons. Gene Ontology annotation, cellular component: cytosol; nucleolar ribonuclease P complex; ribonuclease MRP complex. The record is from RefSeq and is a predicted model, not a curated record. Gene Ontology annotation, molecular function: ribonuclease MRP activity. The coding region runs from base 1 to 2034 and encodes 677 amino acids. NCBI's taxonomy places the organism in Eukaryota, Fungi, Ascomycota, Sordariomycetes, Hypocreales, Bionectriaceae. Gene Ontology annotation, biological process: intronic box C/D snoRNA processing; tRNA processing; nuclear-transcribed mRNA catabolic process, RNase MRP-dependent.